AUGAUUUCACGAGAAGGCAAACUUGACAACUACAUUUUGAAACGCAUGAAAGAAGUAAAAACGAGAACAUUUUACUAUGCCAACGAUAUCUUCGGAUUUUGUAAAUUGCUGCAAGCCUACACUGACCAACGGUUUCUUGAAGACGAAACUGAAGAUUCUGAUGACAGUUUUUCUAAUCUAAAUUACCAAGAUGAAUCAACCUUUUCAAUGUACGGUCCAGACGAUGAACGCUACAAUUCGACGUUUAAAGAUGCAGUAAAAUGGGAAGCUGAGUGCGAACCAGAGCAUUUGGAGGUAUACAGAAGGCAAGUGGGGAUUCUGCGGCUUUUCUACAAACUGUGUAGAAUAGCGUUAGUGAAAAAGGUUUGUAAUAUAGAAUUGCAUGAAUUUGACGUAACUAUAUGGGCAGCUAUAGACUAUGCCAAAUCCGGCGAUCUUGACAACUAUAUGGUAAAAGCCUUGAAGAGAGUUUUGAAUGACAAAUGCAGAAACGAUGCCAAACUUUUGGAAGCUUGCUAUGCAUUGGAGGCUUACAAUUCGCUAAAAUACCUGGAAAAAACAUCACGAUCUAAUGUAACAGUUCCACGAGACCAUGAAGAAGCUCAUCAAGAUACUGCACAAUAUCAUCAAGAAACUGCACAGUGUCAUCAAGAAACCGCACAGUGUCAUCAAGAUACUGCACCAUCUUUUGAAACAAACCAAAAUACAGGACUAGCUUCUGCUCUUAACGGUCAACAACAUACUUCUGAAUUCGAACGUCUGAAACAAUUCUACGAAGCUGUCAUGACAAAACUAAGGCAGGAAGAUUAUAAAGGCGUAUCUGAAGCUUAUGAAGCUUUAUCCAAAGACCUCAAAGCAUUUGAGUGUUCUGAAAAACCUGAGCUUGUUAAUCAUCAUAGUGCAGGAUUCAGCUACAAGAAAUUCAGAAUCAUUGAAGGAAGAAGUAAUGAAAAAGCUUUCUACCCUGAAACUUAUCAUGGAAGGUAUCAACGGGUUGAGGGACGAAGCUAUGGCCAUCAAGGAAGAGGUGUUGAACAUUGUUAA
Molecule: messenger RNA, 1044 nt
Organism: Bursaphelenchus okinawaensis
Lineage: Eukaryota; Metazoa; Nematoda; Chromadorea; Rhabditida; Aphelenchoididae
Source: the annotation of a GenBank genome assembly